AUGGUUCUGCACUUGGCACCGUGGCCCCAUGUCGAUGGUCCGAAGCCUUUCGUUCUGACCGAGCCACGGGCCGUUGUUGAGGUGCAAGGAUGGUUCGCAGGCUGCUUGCUGCUGCCGCUGGCGGCGCGGCUGAUGCACGCAGCAUUCUUGCAUGCGACGAGCAAGAAAGCAGAGGAGAAAGGCGUGACACCGUGGAACCACGACCGGGCUGCAAUGAACUUCGUCAAAGCCAUCGCAAUGGUGGACAUCUUGCUCUUGGUAUGGCCGCUGAGCAUGAACGUUUUGGCCGGCAUGCUUCACUCCAAAGACCUGUCCUGGGUCCUUUUGCACAUGCACUGGAGGCUUUUUCGUUGGGGCCUGGCCGUUCUGUCCUCGGUGCUUGUAUUCGAGCUGCUGCAGAGGCCCCCGCGCUUUUGGCGGUUUCUCCAUCAUGGCUCCAUGUUGCUGGUCAUCUGCCUGAUGUGCGGAAUUCCUUGGUUGUCGCUCUACGACCUGCUCCUCUUUUCUGCUGGAAUGCUCCUCGGCACGGUUGUUCGACUGCCUCCCACAGCCAAGAUACGACUACAGAUGUCGAAUGUGUCUCGAGCGAAAGAGUCCCCUCCACUGUUUGAGAUCGUGGAGUGUGCUGCCAAGAUCUUCGAAGUAUCUUCAACAUUUUCGGUGGUGGCAGCACCGUGCAAGACACAUGUCACGACAUAG
This is a messenger RNA of Symbiodinium sp. CCMP2592, 699 nucleotides long. The record is from the annotation of a GenBank genome assembly. NCBI's taxonomy places the organism in Eukaryota, Dinophyceae, Suessiales, Symbiodiniaceae.